AUGUCCAAAGAAGGAGACUCCGCGGAACUGUACGGGGCCUCAAAAGACAUGAUCACCGAGUGCACGCCGACCGAUGCGUCUGAGGAAAUUAGCGAGGUCACCCCAAAAGAACAUUUCAGCUUGCUCUCGGCCAUGGGCGUGCAGUUCUCUGUGACCGGAGCGCCUGUCGCAAUUGGCACCUAUUUAUCAUUGGCAAUUGGAUUGGGUGGCUCGCCCGCCUACUUCUGGGGCUUCUUAGUGGUGGGGAUUUUCCAAUUUCCAGUCGUUCUAGCAGUCUCCGAGUUGGCGUCUGCAAUUCCUCAUUCUUCAGGACCUGCACACUGGGUAAUUGUCCUGGCCCCCGAGCGCUACGCCCGCACCCUUGGCUACAUUAUGGGCUGGUUGACAAACGCUGGGUGGUUCUUCGUUUCUUCGGCCUGCCUCCUUUACACGGCACAGUUCACCAUGGCGAUAAUCGAAGCAGCACAUCCAGAUUUCGUGGCCACAUCAUGGCAGACCUACCUGGUCUAUUGCGCCUAUGGAGUACUAUGUCUGGCCAUUAAUCUACCUCGAAUUUUCAGGACGAUGCAUUACUUGCUUAUCGCUGCCCUCUUCGUCAUCAACGGCACAGCAGUCUGGUAUCUUAUCAUCUUCUUGGCCCGUGCCCAGCCCAAACAAAGCGGACAUGCGGUCUUUAUUGAUUUUGUGAACGUUUCCGGCUGGUCCAACGGCACUGUCUUUUUUGUGGCCUUAUUACCUGCCUUCUCUUGUCUAUCGGGACUUGACAACGCCACCCACUUGACGGAUGAAAUAGGAAAUCCCCGGAAGAAAAUCCCACAGGUGAUUAUUGGGACAUUCCUAUUGAACUUCUUCACCGCGCUACCAAUGAUCGUGGUCUACGAGUUUUGCAACGUUGAUCCGGAAAGUAUGCUCACACCGGUCGGAGGCCAGUCCAUGAUCCAGCUCAUGCUUAAUGCCUUCCGUUCGCUCCCUCUGACGAUAUUCAGUACAUGCCUGAUUAUCUAUAGCUUCUUUGUGGCAUCUGCAUCUUCACUGAUCACCUGGUCUCGACUCUACUGGUCUUUUUGUCGCGAAGGAGCUCUACCAUUCUCCACAAAAAUGUCGCAACUUACAUCUGGAGACAGCUUGCCUGUCAAUGCUUUGUUCUGGAACACGUUCCUCCUGCUUGCAAUUGGAGCCAUUAGCAUCGGUUCAUCUACAGCUAUGAACGCUCUCCUCGGAGCUGCUAACGUGUGCCUAUUAUCCGCCAUAGUCACAGCAUUUGGAUUGACUCUCUAUAAAGGGCGCAAGACGUUGAACCCUGAUCGUUGGCUUAACUUAGGACGCUGGGGGGAUGCGAUUUUCUGGCUAGCAUCAUUGUGGAGUGUAUUUAUCGCCGCGAUGCUGAGCAUGCCUCUUUAUCUCCCGGUGACACCGACCACUAUGAACUGGACUUGUGCCGUCGUCGGAGGAGUUGUGGUUAUUGCAACCAUAUACUGGUUUGCCGUUUUCUCCAAGGACAAAAUGGCCCAACAGGCAGGACAUGAGGACCAGCAGUGA
Molecule: messenger RNA, 1539 nt
Organism: Fonsecaea multimorphosa CBS 102226
Lineage: Eukaryota; Fungi; Ascomycota; Eurotiomycetes; Chaetothyriales; Herpotrichiellaceae
Exons: 3
Coding region: 1-1539 (512 amino acids)
Biological process (GO): transmembrane transport
Cellular component (GO): membrane
Molecular function (GO): transmembrane transporter activity
Source: RefSeq, a predicted model, not a curated record